CAUUGGCCGGUCAAGCUCUGGAGGCGGUGCUUCGUGGCCCCGCCCUGCGAUUCUGCGCGCUCCACCCCCUCCGAAAUGUGGCGCUCUACCGGUGGAGUGGAGUGGUGGCGGCACUGCAGCAGGGCGCAGAGUGUGUGCCGCGUUGUGCGCACGGUGCCCCGUCUUGGUGGAGGAAAAAGCACGCCGCGCACACGUACACGCGCGCUGCUGUUGCCGCAGCAGCUGUAGUAGGUGCGCGCGCUCUGCUGCUGCUGCUCUUCCACGCCGCUCAGUCGACGCGUGCUUUCCGGCUGUGUGCGCUCUCGGGCGGCGUGCGCGCCUGCUGUUCGGAGAGCGUUCGUUUUGCGAAGUGCGCGCUCCUCCUGAUUCUUCAACGGUUGCGCGUCCGGGCGCAGUGCGGCGUUCACCGUGACUCGCCGGCGGGGGCGGGCGGCGGGCGCAGGGCCCGGGCCUGCGGCGGCCGCCAUGAAGAUGGUGCAGUGCGCGGGCUGCGACCGCCCCAUCCUGGACAGGUUCCUGCUCAACGUACUGGACCGAUCGUGGCACACCAAGUGCGUCCAGUGCUGCGAUUGCCGCUGCAACCUCACCGAUAAGUGCUUCUCCAGGGAUGGCAAGCUCUUCUGUCGGAAUGACUUCUUCAAGCGCUUCGGCACCAAGUGCGCGGGCUGUUCUCUGGGCAUCUCGCCGACGGACCUGGUGCGACGCGCAAGGAGCAAGGUGUUCCACCUCAAGUGCUUCACCUGCCUGGUGUGCCGCAAGCAGCUCUCCACGGGAGAGGAGCUGUACGUGCUGGACGAGCACCGCUUUGUGUGCAAGGAGGACUACCUCGCCAGGCACCAGCCGCCUCCGCCUCAACAGCCGCCGCCCGCCGGUUACGUUGGCUACUGCGGCGGCGUCGCAUCGAGUCCCGAAAAGGGGCUGAAGCCGCAGUUCCCUGCCUGGGGCCCUCCGCUCAGGCCGUGCCACAUACCUCCCCCUUACGCAAUGCUGGGUCCCUCGGGCUCCCCGGGCGACGCGACGCUCGACCUCGACGACCCGUCGGACGGCGGCGGUGCCGACGCUGACCUCUUGCUGCGCGACCAGGACAGGGACUCGAGCGUUGAGCGCGAGCUGACGCCCGGCGGCGGGGCGGCGUCGCCCUCGGCCUGCGGCGGCGGGGCCAAGGGCAACCCCUCGGUGGCCAACGGUCCCAAGCCGGAGCCUGGUGGCGGGGGCUCGGGACCCGAGGGCGCCGGCGGGCCGGCGACUGGCGACGAGGCCCAGGGGGGCACCAAGAGGCGAGGACCACGCACCACCAUCAAGGCCAAGCAGCUGGAGACGCUCAAGGCGGCCUUCGCAGCCACGCCCAAACCGACGCGCCACAUCAGAGAGCAGCUGGCGCAGGAGACCGGACUCAACAUGCGCGUCAUCCAGGUGUGGUUCCAGAACCGGCGCUCCAAGGAGCGUCGCAUGAAGCAGCUGAGCACGCUGGGUGCCCGUCGCCACUUCUUCCGCAGCCCGAGGCGCGUGAUGCGCUCCCUGCGGCCCGGCAUGUCGCCGGACGGGCUCGACGACUCGCCCGAGAUGGGACCCGGACCUCCGAGCUCCGCGUUCGGCUACUUCUCCGAUUCGUCGAACCCGGCCGACUUCGGUUACGGUCCCCAGGCGGGCUUCUACGACUUCUUCCCGGGUCAGCAACCUCCUCCCCCUCCUCCUCCGCCGGGACCCGACGGCAUGCCCUUCCCGCCUACGGGAUCAGGACCUCAAGGUCAGGGCUCAGGGGGACCCCUCGACUCGCACUCCGGACCAGGGAGCGUAAACCUGGGUUCGGACGCGCCCUACCUGCAGCCUCCGCCGUCGUCGCAGCAGCAGCCGCGCGGCGGACCCAGCCCCGACGCCGUGCUCAGCCUGCAGGGGGCCGAGCCCUACGGGGCACCCUCGCGCGCCGACAGCGGCUUCGCCCCGCUCAACCACCCGCCAAUCAGCGAAACGCCCGUCUGGUGACGUCACCUCCCGCAGCACCGCCCAUCCCCGUGAGAGAAGGCCGGAGAGAGUGAGAGAGACGUCUCCUCUCCCUCGAAGCCGCCACUACUACGCGUGCGCCUAAAGGAAAGACGAUAGUGUCGCCAUCUGGCACGCAGCUCCGGAACGAAAGCUGAGAAGCCAAGUGUACGGCACCGAUGGUUGGGCAACGGCGGGGGAAAAUACGUGGACUCUAAGGAACUAUCGUGUAUUUCAUUUUUCUUUUUACGCGUUUUUCACCAUUUCUACGGUGUGUCCCUCAAUUUUUUUUUCUUGUUUCUCUCGCUCAUGACGGCUUGAGGGGAGGGAGGAAACCCUUUCCUCAACCGUGGGUUCAAAAGGAGCCCCAAGCGAAGCAGCUUUUGGGUUCGAGGAAAGCCGAAACCACUACGCUGAACACUCCAUAGCCGCGUCGGAUUUUUUUUUUUCUUUCUUUUGAGCAAAUGAGAAACAAGCGGAGACGACGGGUUGUGAGAAAAGACACUUCGCGGCUGAAACCCGUCGGAGGCCGGAACGGAAUCACACGUUCACCACCACGCCGAGUGAAGAAAAUCGGGCACAGCCCGAAGGUGCGACCGUGCACGACUCUGCUGCGCACAGCCUGGCCGGGCACCUCGUUUUCGGCCAUUGACAGACAAGCGAGCGGCCGCUCCUCAACCCUUCUCUCUUCUUCUUCUUUUCCUUCCUCCGUGGCCGUCGCCCCUCCUUCUCCCGAAUUCGAUCUCUGCCCUCAAGCGGCGGUGUCGACGACGGUUCAUCGAGGAAGAUGGCGAAAGGCGACGACGCUGCCACGACGAAACGACCUUGCGUGCGUGUGUGCGUGUUUGCGCUCGGCGGCGGAGCUCCCUAUGUCCUCCUCUCCUUAUCAAAUUUCCGGAGACAGCCCCUCUCUCGUCCUCCUCUCCCGCCACCGCCUGGGGAGUGGCCCCGGAAUGUGCGCGCCCCGGACGACAAGCUCCUGGCCUGCCUUCGCUUGCCCGCUCGCCGUGCUCUUUUCUUUCUUUCAUCUUCUUACUCCAUCUUUCUCUCUCUUUCCCUUUGGCUCUCGCUCCACGCGAAGGCGAUCUGGCGGCCGAAGAAAAGAAGCCACGAGUCCAGUUGACGGCAACCUAAAAAUGAACUAACGCUAUUAUUAAAACCGUAUUUGUUACGCUUUCGAAUCGAUUCGAGUGCGACUCAAGUCAGUUCAAUAUGAGGCGACGUAUGUGGUCCGCUGAAUAGAAUUCACUUGUCCAAGCAUACUCGCGUCUUUCUGUCUCGUUUUUUUAUUGCUCAACCGCCAGUGUUAUAGCGGCAAAGCAUGAGGGCACGGACUCGAUUGGUGGCUGCAUUUCGAUGUGGAGAAAAUGCAAGAAAUUUACUUAGGGGCUCUUGUGAGAGUACCACGUGGUCAAAAUUAAUUCAGACUUCCACACUUCAGCGUUCCCGGUCAUCGUAUCCUGGUCCUGGGCACGCGAGACGCGGGAAUUUAAUGUUGUUAUUAUUUUCUUUUGCCGGAUCAGACGGUGUAUAAAAGCCCGCCGCGGUGGUCUUGUGGUUGUGGAGCUCGACUGGCGACCCGAAGGUCGCGGGAUCGAAUCCCGGCCGGCCGCAUUUCGAUGGAUGCGAAAAGCUCUAAGAGGCCCGUGUGCUUAGAUUUACGUAUACGUUAAACAACCCCAGGUGGCCGAAAUUUCCGGAGCUUUCCACUGCGGCGUCACGCAUGGUCAUAUCGUGGUUUCGAGACGUAAAACCCCGACAACUAUCAUUGUUAUUCCGGUUUAGGACCGUCGACUGGACUCGCUGGGGGAUAACAAUAUUUGAUACGAAUAUUUCGUGCGUGCACUUCACACCUUCUCAACCUAUAGCCGAGGGAGAGAAUCACGGCUGCGGUCUUUGUGCAACGGACAAUGCGUGAUACUGAGGGGCCGUCGAAAGAAGAACAAGCGGAUCAAAAAGCAAGCAACAAAUCACACCGAGGAGUGCUGUGCGAAGACGCAACAAGCGACAGUCGUGCUGUUAUACUCUGCCGGUGAAAAAACAAAAACAACUCGGGUGUCCCUCGCAUCAUUUUUUUUUGUGUACAUAAGAGCGACUAAAAAGAGGGUGAAAAAAAUG
This is a messenger RNA of Rhipicephalus sanguineus (brown dog tick), 4098 nucleotides long. Its product is annotated as LIM/homeobox protein Lhx5. NCBI's taxonomy places the organism in Eukaryota, Metazoa, Arthropoda, Arachnida, Ixodida, Ixodidae. Gene Ontology annotation, biological process: regulation of transcription by RNA polymerase II; neuron differentiation. Bases 466 to 1983 code for a protein of 505 amino acids. Gene Ontology annotation, molecular function: RNA polymerase II transcription regulatory region sequence-specific DNA binding; DNA-binding transcription factor activity, RNA polymerase II-specific. The record is from RefSeq and is a predicted model, not a curated record. The transcript has 7 exons. Gene Ontology annotation, cellular component: nucleus.